AUGACCGAUGAAGACUACGGCAGUGGAGGGAAUGCUGCUGCAGGUGGUGCGAUUUUGGGACUUGGCACGACGGUGGUAGUCUUCCUUAUGUAUCUUCCCUGCUUCUGUUGUUGUGCUGUUAUUAUCUACAUGCUUGUGCAGUACAGUAAGAUCAAACGGGCAAAGACUGAGGUCGCGCUACUCCAACAAAACUAUAUGGCCAACCAAAGUCCCAAGAAAUGGUUAAGAAGUUCUAAUCAUCUCCGGCUAUAG
This is a messenger RNA of Meloidogyne enterolobii, 252 nucleotides long. Lineage: Eukaryota; Metazoa; Nematoda; Chromadorea; Rhabditida; Meloidogynidae. The record is from the annotation of a GenBank genome assembly.